This is a messenger RNA of Plectropomus leopardus (leopard coralgrouper), 1848 nucleotides long. The record is from RefSeq and is a predicted model, not a curated record. Lineage: Eukaryota; Metazoa; Chordata; Actinopteri; Perciformes; Serranidae.
UAGGCCGGCCCACAGAGUCAUUUAAGGGGAAGAGGUUACUGUAUACUGUAUAUCUGCUCGUUGGCAAAGCCCAUUCUUGUUCACACAGCACCAUGUGACUGUCGGUAACUUCAUCAGACCUCACCGCAACACACUGAUCCUGGGACAGCUAUAAAACGCGUCUUUUCUAUUAUUUAGUAUCAUUUUACUCUCGAAGUGUUUUCUGCAAGUUUCGCGUUCAACCUCUCUGAGAUGUUUUGGUUCAUGCAGGGAUUAUGCUUCCUACCAGUGUUUUUGGUCAUCUGGUCCUCCAGCACUUUUAUUGUGUCCUACAUUAUUGCGAUUUACAGACGGGAUGUCGACAUUAUUUUUCCAUACAUAAGUGACACAGGUGCAAACCCCCCUGAGAGCUGCAUUUUUGGCCUGAUGACCUUCAUUUCUGCAUGUGCAGGAAUAUGCACCAUAUACGCCAGGUACAAGUAUGUGGAUAAGCUGAGCGCGGACACAAGUGUGGUGAGCCCGCGUCUCAAUAAAACUGCUCUUGUGCUUGGGUUGCUCUCGUGUUUCGGCAUGUGCGUUGUUGCGUCGUUCCAGGAAAUAACAGUGACAGUCGUUCAUGAUAUCGGAGCUCUGCUGUUCUUUAUCUCUGGGGUCUUAUACAUAAUCCUCCAGUCUGUCAUAUCAUUUCGUGCCUAUCCAUUUGGGUCUUCGAUGUGUGUGUGUCGAACACGUUUGGGUAUCGCCAUCCUUGCUGUUGUGGCAUUUUUCCCCACUGUCAUCUGUGCGUUCUUUGUGAAACAAACUGAACUGCACAGGGACACGACAGACAAGGUAGGCUGUUGUUUGUUACUAUGUGUGUCAUUUAAAGUGGAAACAGACAACUUUUCAAUUUUUACCCCCCUAUAUUUUGCAAGUGGUUUUAAUGUUGGCAAUGUUGCAAAACAAUUAGAUCGCUUUCUACUUGCCAACGGAGCUCUUUUUCCUUUGCCAGGUAGUUUUCAUGGUUACACCCUGAUAUAAUAAAGUAAUAAAUAGUUAAUAAAAAAAACAUGCUUACUAGAACCAUAUGGUGGCCCAGAGAUGGUGUUUUUCUGUAGGACUACUGAGAAGCUAACAACGCUGUUCACAGUUCCCUCACCAAAAAGCCUAUGGGAUUUUUCCAUUGGAUUUUGGAUUAUGGUAGAAAAUAAGCUCUGUGGCAAAUAAACGUUUUUGAUACUGACAUGCUUUGUUCAGCAAGAUAAUCUUCACAAGUGAACACCAAUUUCAGGAUUUUUGAAGCCUAAACGCUUCAGAUUGGAUUUACAAAGGCUUCCUCAGUCUUACAAAAAAAUAACUUUAAGGAGACUUUCUUCAAAAAAGGGAACCUUUAGUUUGACAGAGAACCCUUUAAGAAGCAAAUGGGUUUUCAGGGAGAAAACUUUUGGAACAAUUAUGUACUUUGGUUGUUUUACCCUCCAUCGAUAAUGCUCCUGGCAGACAGUAACUGCACAGAACUUCCAUUAAUACCCUUUGGUGACUGAGAUUAAAUAUUGAUAGCUAUCGGGGAAACAAUAGCGCUGUGUUUUUCCUGUUUUGGUUGCACAGGGGUUGACACACUUCCUUUAUGCAUUAAGUCGAGCCUUCAUUUUCCCAGGAGAUCAUACGAGAUCAUUGCAUAAUAAAAGUAUUGCUUUUUGAGAGCCAGUAUAAACAGAAAUGGUGAUUCUAUAACCAUUACAUUGUGCAAUCAACAUUUAGAUCAUAGUAAGUUCCAGUAAAAAUCUAUUUCCUCGUUAAAGCUGAAACAUUAGACAAAUAACCAGCAGCUAUAUAGAUAACAGAUUAAUACGUUUUAAUGUUGAAUGUGUAUUAAUGUUUGUGCCUCUC